AUGAAGGCUCUCAUUAUCCUGGGGCUUCUCCUCCUUUCUGUCGCUGUCCAAGGCAAGGUCUUUGAGAGAUGUGAGCUUGCCAGAACUCUGAAGGAACUUGGACUGGAUGGCUAUAAGGGAAUCAGCCUGGCAAAAUGGUUGUGUUUGACCAGAUGGGAAAGCGAUUAUAACACAAAAGCUACAAACUACAAUCCUAGCAGUGAAAGCACUGACUAUGGGAUAUUUCAGAUCAACAGCAAAUGGUGGUGUGAUGAUGGCAAAACCCCCAACGCAGUUGAUGGCUGCCAUGUGGCCUGCAGCGCUUUGCUGAAAGAUGACAUCACUCAAGCUGUAGCAAGUGCAAAGAGGGAUGUCAGAGAUCCACAAGGUGUUAGAGCAUGGGUGGCGUGGAGAAACAAGUGUCAAAACCAAGAUUUCAGGAGUUAUGUUCAGGGUUGUGGAGUGUAA
Molecule: messenger RNA, 447 nt
Organism: Rangifer tarandus platyrhynchus (Svalbard reindeer)
Lineage: Eukaryota; Metazoa; Chordata; Mammalia; Artiodactyla; Cervidae
Source: the annotation of a GenBank genome assembly